Quercus lobata is the source of this 2310-nucleotide messenger RNA. RefSeq lists its product as uncharacterized. The transcript is spliced from 2 exons. The coding region runs from base 1063 to 1428 and encodes 121 amino acids. The record is from RefSeq and is a predicted model, not a curated record. Lineage: Eukaryota; Viridiplantae; Streptophyta; Magnoliopsida; Fagales; Fagaceae.
CUAGGGCUCUUGUUGUUAGACUUAUCUCUUAUCUCCCCAAGACGAACAAAGGCAUGGAUGAGGACUUUCUCAUCGUUUCGGGGGAGUGGCACUACGGACUCCAUUGCCCUACCAAGGACGGAACCCCAGGUGGGAUGGCUUAGGGAAACUUAAUAAAAAUUAGUGUUAGCUUAGGAAACUAUAAACUACCUUUUUAUGUGCCAUUUUGCCAUUUUACCUUUACAUGUGUUCAUUUGUCUUUCACUUGUUCAGAUCUAGGCUUGUCCGAGCUAUAAACUAAUCUUAGUUCUUAAUUUUUUCUUUUCAAAGAAAAAAGGCACUGCCAAAAUACAAAGUUUGGUGAACUUUGAAUUACCGAAUCGAGUCCUAAGAUCUGAAAUUUUCUUGCAUAAGGUUGGUCAGCUCUGUGCAAUCCACGUGAUCCUAGGCUUCACCCCUAUAUCCAACCGCUUCCAAACUUCCAAGCAUAUGAUCAAGGCUUGAGACUCCCGCCUCGCUUUGGUUGAUGUGGCCAUUGAAGGUUUUAUAGGCAAACCUCCUCUGGAGGGAGCACAGAUAGUCGAGCUCCCUACCUUCAAAGAUCCUGAUCCCAUAAAACUUCUUAUUCUCGAGAAUCCUCAACCUGCCAUAGAAGAGAUCACUUCCUCGGAUGAAGGAGAGGAGACAAUCAGAAGACAUCGUCUUGGAAGAAGACACUGAAAAUCUUGUCCGAGACGGGGAUUUUGAAAUCUUCUACCACACACACGCAUCCGAGGAGGAGGCAAUCAACCCCCAGCUAACUACAACUCUAGUUAGUGAGGACUAAAAGGACACUGAAGUACCAAAAGGCAUGGUGAUAGAGAAAGGCUACCAAACUUGCUUUCACUACUUGAAUCCCAUGCUGGAACCACAGUUCCCAAGGUUUCAGUUAUUCCUAGGCCUCCAACCCCAAUUAUUCAUGCCCUUGUCCAAAUAGAGAUAGUUGAUAAAAAGUGAAAGAGGGACAGAAGAAGGGGUAGGGGAGUUGUAGAAGAAGGCAAAGUUCAGGAGGAAACUCCCCCAGAGCCUACUAAGGUGGUCAAAAUGACCCGCGCCCAGCAAAGAAAAGAUAUGGAAAACUCAAGCACUGCCUUUGAGCGCAGGUCUAAGGUUCCAGUUUGGAACCCCACCUUUGAUUUGGAUGAUUCGCCUCUUAGGGAGGAUGCUUCCAUCAGCGACUUUGACAGUGGAAGAGCAGGCUACAUAGCCAAUACCGUUGAACAAGCCCUUCUUCUCCCAAGGGACAUGGACGAGCUUCGAAAUUUAAAGAAGCAUGAGCUUUUCCUGUCCGUGAAGAAGGACUUAGCCUUGGCUACCCAAGCUGCACAUGUAGUGGAAGAGUGGGUUGACCAAGCUUUUAGGGAUGUGAAGAAGGAGGAAUUUAAGUGCUUGGCUGCACAAAAAUCUUAAGCUAUGACAGAUAAAAGCUAAAAGAGACCCUUCUCAAGCUGGUGGAGUGUGAUAAGGCCAGGAAGAGUGCCGAGGCUUCUAUUGAAAACUCAGAGAGGCAAGCUCAGGAGUAGCUUAUGCAGUUGAGGGAAGCUGAGAGUCAACUCUCUAUCGCUCAGACGACCAUCACCAAGUUGAAAAAGGAACUUGGCAAGAAGGACAAGGAGAUGGACAGGGUCGAGCAAACUGCAUAUGACCAAGGGUAAAAUGAGACUACAGCCCACUUCAAGUCCUAACUCCCCAUUGUGUGCCACAGCUUUUGCCUCCAGAAUUGGAUUGAGGCUCUGAACGCUGCUGGAGUAGAUCCCAACUUUGAGUUGAGGAACCUCGAGAAGGCCUUUUACCCUCUAGCUAUUAGAGCUCGUCCUGUCAGCCAGUCUUUUGUCAGCACCUCUGCCUCAACUCCUAGGGGUUCCAUUAAGAACCCUCAUGCCAAGUCCAACAUUGCUACUCCCACCCAAACCAAGUCUACCGAGCAGCAACUCAAAACCACUGCUCCUACUAAGGCCAAAUCCAUUGAGCUACAACCCCUCACCACUGCACCUGCAAAGGCCAAGUAGAUCGAGCUGGCCACUUCCAAGCCUAGUACUGCCACUGCCCACAGCAUUGAGCAGAAGAUCUCUCCAAGAGCGCCCCACCGACCACAGUGGCUCUUCCUGCCCCAAUUUCAGUUCCUGAAAUGCAACCUAGUACAGGGCCAAAGGCACAAAAGACUUCCUAAGCUAAAAGUAUGUGCAGUGGAUUCCCAUGCUAUUUUGUUAUUUUUAUAGUUGUUUGUUAGUUAUAUAUAUAUAUAUAUAUAUAUAUAUAUAUAUAUUAAAUAGAAGGCAUUUCGUUCUUACU